This is a messenger RNA of Hyla sarda, 3860 nucleotides long. RefSeq names its product anti-Mullerian hormone (gene AMH). The transcript is spliced from 5 exons. Lineage: Eukaryota; Metazoa; Chordata; Amphibia; Anura; Hylidae. The record is from RefSeq and is a predicted model, not a curated record. Bases 255 to 1979 code for a protein of 574 amino acids. Gene Ontology annotation, biological process: gonad development. Gene Ontology annotation, molecular function: growth factor activity.
AAUAUACAUCCCACGGGUUGUUCAAGGUUUAAGGUUUGGCCAAAACAAGAAAACUUGCCUCCCUUUUGUAUGGUUUCUGGCAGCAUACUCUUUCUCAAAGAAAGCAUCAGGGGUGUGACAGUACCAACAAAGCUGCUUAGGUGGAAAGUAGUCUUUUUGAAAGAUGCCUCUGACCCAGGACAUAUUUAAAGACAGAGGCUUUAAAUAGAGUUCUCACUCCAGACUCUUUCACCUUUUUGUAUUUACAAACAGUGAUGGGGUUUUUUCCCAUUUGUUUCUUGUUUUUGUUUCCAUUACUUUGUCAAACACUGCCCAGCAAUGUCAGUAAGAGGGAAAGAGAAUUGACACUGAUAGAUGAUGAGCGUCUUGUCUUGGCAGAAGACCUAUCCCAUGGUGAUCAUAAUACCAAUAAGGAUGCAUCAAUGAAUUUUCCAGCAUCAGAGUGUGGAAAAAAUGUAGGCACUAAAUGGGGAAACCUAGAGACUCAUGGGUUUCUCAGAGAGUAUGAGACUGGUUUUCUGGACAGAAUAAAACAGAAGCAAUGGGAAGAUCUUGCAUUAUUUGGCAUGUGCGCGGAAGAGCUACAGGCUGCUAAUAAGGGAGCUAUAAAUGAACUGGCAAGAUUUAUUACAGAACCUGAAGGGAAACAGCUUCUUGUCCUGCAUCUUGAAAAAGUGGACAGGGAGAUUGGGACCAACUUCCAAUUUCAAGGAAGUAUGAGGCAGCAUAUCCCCCUUCUUCAGUAUCUGCACUUCCUUGUAGUGGUCUUUUAUCCUGAUACACACAACCUCACAAUGGAAUCUAAGGUCAUGAUAUCAGGUGACGCCGUCCCACAAAGCCAGGUUGUUUGCUUGUCACAAGAAACUCGCUAUGUUGUUGUCAGGCUGAGUGAACAGUUUAUGGACAUUGAACCAGAGGACCUACAACUCAACACAUCCUUCCAAAUAAAAAAGUAUUCAGAUGGAUCUGUUCUUUCACCUACACAAGCUGCAUGGCACCUAAUUGGCAUGGAUAAAAGGUGCUUUAGCAAGAUCACACCUGUCAUAUUUAUGGUAUUAAGCCACAGUGCCCCUAUAAGAUUUGAUCAUACUCUCUCAGUCUCCAGUGUUCACAAUCAAAUGAUUCAUUCCAAGGAUACAUUUUUGGAAACUCUGUCCCAUUUCUCAACACUUCUGAUGACCUCUCAAACUAAAACAUCUUCCACUGUCCAUGUGUCCCUUGAUCCUAAUGAUGAAAGUGCUGGUGACCUUCGUCCCCAAUUGUUGAAUGUUACAGAGGCAGAGGCACUGGAGUGGUUGGUGGACUCUCAAGAACCCCUUGUGUUUCAGAUUUUACCAGGAAGCAAACAUCUCUUGGCUAAUAGAAUCCAAAAAAGGCUGAAUGGGACACAACUUGAGAGAAUCACAGAAAAGACACAAGAGGUGCUAGAGGACAUGAAAGAUAUCUUUUCAACUAGAGAGCAUAUCCAAAUCCUUCAUAAACUCAUUAAUUCUUGCCAUAGCCACAUCAAUGUUAGCUAUAUAUCUACAGAUCAGGAGCAGUCAGCACAGCUGGGAGAUAAGCAACAUAGGAAACUGCAUUCACUGAUGCUCCUUAAAACUUUACAAACAAUACGCACUUAUUGGCAAGAUCGCAAAAAAUUAUCACGACAAAAUCGUGGAGCGGGCCUCAAACAUUAUUGUCGUCUGCAAGAGCUGACCAUCAACUUAAAACCACAUAAGGACAUACACCUACCAGAAGAAAUAAACAUCAACAACUGUGUAGGACCUUGCCGCUUCCCACAGACCACUCAAAGCAAUUACGAGGCCCACGUUAUUCUACUCAUCCAGCUUCAGGAAAAAAUACAAUCUAGCCUUGAUCGGCCACCUUGUUGUGUACCGAUUCAGUACCAAGAGCAAUAUCUGAUUGUGGCACAAAAGAAUGGCUGCGAGCUCCACAAGUACCCCAACAUGAUUGCCAAAGAAUGUGGUUGUAGAUAGGUACAUUAUGUAAAAGCAUUAUAUUAAGUUUUACGUAAAAUAUUAAGUGUUAAUUUCUACAAAUAUGAGAAAAAAAGAAUACAUGUGCUACAUAUGCAUUGGCAGCCAAAACACGCUAUAAUAUUUCAUCUCGGCCUCAGGAGGAUAUUGAUUUUAUAUCACAUAAAAUGGAGAGCUCCUUGAUUUCUUGCAGCUAGACUUAUACACCUUUAAUUUACAUUGCAAAAUAUGAGACAUACAAAACACUGGGAACAUUUAGUUUGAUGUACACUGUUAAGCUUCUUCAUGUAGCUCAAAAGAGAUAUAUGAAAGGAGGCCAUUUCUUUUUAUACCCCCUCUCCUCCUAAGCUGCACUUUUACCUUUCUUUGAAUAAUUUCACAUACCUUCACACAGGGCUCUGUAGUGAAUCUUCUACAUAUUUUCCUUUUGGCAGCUGAAAAAGGACAAAAGGUUUGAACUCCAGGAAAGAGUAUGGGGACAGUAUAUGCAUAAGAGCGUGCAAAAUUGGGUAGUCUCCAAUGUCACGCCCCCUCCCAUAGACUUGCAUUGAGGGGCGGAGUGUGACAUCACACUGGGGCGGAGUCAUGACAUCACGAUCUUCCGUCCCCGUGGUCGAGAUGGACUCAGCAUGAGGACCUCCAGCGGUAAAGGUGGGUGCCGCAUGGUAGAUCCUCGGGGUCCCCAGCAGCGGGACCCUGGCAAUCUGACAUCUUAUCCCCUAUCCUUUGGAUAGGGGAUAAGAUGUCUAGGGGCGGAGUACCCCUUUAAACCAGUGUAUUUUCAUAAUAUACCUCCACCUAAUAACACCUGUUUUCAUCAGUAUACAGACACUUUAAAAAAAGCAUUUUCCCACUGCUUGCAUUUCUUGUUCGAAAAUUCUGCAGCCAAACAUGACUUUAAAGAGGUAUUCCGCUAGACAUGUUAUCCCCUAUUCAAAGGAUAGGGGAUAACAUGUCUGAUUGUGGGGGUGCGGCGGCUGGGGACCCCCAUGAUCUCUGCAGCAGUACCCCAGUCAUCCGGUGCACAGCACGAUCAUGGAAGCUCCAGGCUUCCGUGACUGUAAUGCUGCAGCGUCGGCCCGGAGAUCACAGGACCCCCCGCGAUCAGACAGAGUAGCAACAGAGUACCCCUUUAACCUCUCUUAUUUUUCCAAACACAGUAAUACAUGUAUGUAGAGAAAUUCACCUGGCACUGCUUUGGGAUGAAUAUUCCUUUUGCUAAGCGGUCAUCUGGUCAGUGCUGCGAUCAGCAAACAGGUGGUGGUGCUCACGCUAAAUAGUCACUGCAUAUAGACACAAAGAAGAAGCUUCAAAGAAAGAUGCGGAUCACUCACCACACAUACGAUGCGGUUUCCUUUAUUCCAUGUGUAGCAGUACAGAUGGCUAAACACAGACAGAUGUUAUGGCAGGGCAGUAGGUGUUGGGAGCCCCGUCCAAAGUAUAGCCAUCUGUACUGCUACACAUGGAAUAAAGGAAACAGCAUCGUAUGUGUGGUGAGUGAUCCGUGUCUUUCUUUGAAGCUUCUUCUUUGUGUCUAUAUACAGUAAUACAUGUUUUACUUUUUAAUAAUAUUUUUAAGGUAUUUGCAGCUAUAUAAGAGGACGUUCUGGGCAUAAAACAGGAGGAGGCAACUGCACCACUUUUAAGCUGCACAAGUUUUGAUAAAUCUUCCCCUAUUUCACAAGAUAUGCCCCUUCUUCUGCAAAGAUAUCAUGGAAGGUUAGGUUUUCUAUAUACAAGUCAACUGAUUAUGAUUAUUAUGUACCCUGUAAGUUUUCUGUUGUCCAUACUGUAAAGGUGCAGUUGAUUUAUUGUUUUCUAUUUCUAUAUGUGUGUGUUUAUGUAUAUAUAUAUAUAUAUAUAUAUAUAUAUAUAUAUAUA